AUGCAUUUCUCGAAAACUUACUCACAGAUCCUACUCAGCUUGCCCGACGACCUGCGUCAAAACUCUAUACAAUAUCGACAGCUGAAGAAGUUGAUCAACCAAGUUGUACUUGAGCUCUCCUCCCAUGGAUUGAGCCCGAAUAUAUUGCAGGAGCUCAUCAUCGACUCCAAGGGUGCUGGGGCCCAUCAUACGACCGACAUCGAGGCAGAUGACCUGCUCGGCGCUCUGUCGAAAGUGGUAUAUGAGAUAGAAGGCGAACCUGAUCACAUAGUGCCCCGCCUUAGGCUCUUGAUUGAACUGCCGGAAUCGGGCUCGACUUCGCCGUCGGAACUUCGCGAGCACCUCGCAGUGCAUCUUGGAGCAACUCUUUCCGAAGUUCAGAUGCAGCCGCUCACUUCAGAUGGAGCAUCAAUUACGGAAGAUGGGGUGGGCGGGGAUGGAGAUGUAGUGGAUGGAUUACAUACGACGAAGAAGGACAGCUACCCCUCUCCCCGCCAUUAUGAGCUGGUGAUACCCCUGGUUGCAGAUGGAGCCUUCUUCGAGCUUCUCUCGGACGCCUUGAGAGCUCUUAGUGAAUACCUCACAGGAGUGCGAUCCGACUUCUCUGUGACGUUACGAAACCUUGCUGCGACCAUAUCUUCUUCUGCCCGUCCAAUGUCGGCAACAUCCUCAUUCCGGCCGUAUUCUGUCGUUUCAUCCGAUCCGUCCGCCUCAUUAAGCCCGCCCAACUUAUUUCGCCAUGCAAAGACUGAUUUAUACACUUGGAGGUGUAUAUUUCAACUGUACAUGGAAAGUGAAGUGUUCGAGAGCACGAAGGAGACCUCGAGAGGCCAACACACUGUCGAAGAAACCGAACGACGCCUCGAGUUAUUUACUACCCAAUUACGCCAGCGUGGCCUUACCGACCGUGCUCAAUUAAAGUCUAAGGAGAGCCGGGAUGCCCUCAUGUCGUUUUUGCGUAUGAACCACUUCAUUCUAAACAUCAAGAAGUUCCAACUCGCCAACGCCGAAGCCACACGCAAGAUAUUGAAGAAACACACCAAGCGAACGUGUUUACCCCUUCCCCCCCUGUCCGACUCAAGUCUUCCCAGCGCAGGGCCUGUAGAGCGCACUCCCGUUCCACUGUCGUUGUCGCUGCGACCACAGGACACGAUACUGGCGCAGAUACUAGUCCAGGCUAUCAACGAAACGCUUCUGCCCGUUAUCCCUCAUAUAGACGACUAUUCGUGCUUGAUAUGCACUAGCAUCGCAUUCAAACCCAUCAGGUUGUCGUGUGGGCACCUAUUCUGUGUCCGAUGUCUAGUCAAAAUGCAAAAGCGAGGCAAUGGAGAUUGUCCGAUGUGCAGGGCCCCAAGUGUCCUGGUCGCCGAUAGAUCAAACGUGGAUUGGGCCAUGCUGAACUUCAUGCAAGAUUGGUUUCCGAAGGAAACGAAAGAAAAGAUCAAACAGAAUGAAACGGAGGUGGUUGAAGAACAGUUAGCAGAGCUUGGGCUAGAUUCUCAUCAAGGUUGCAAUAUAAUGUAA
This is a messenger RNA of Pleurotus ostreatus (oyster mushroom), 1524 nucleotides long. RefSeq lists its product as uncharacterized. The coding region runs from base 1 to 1524 and encodes 507 amino acids. Gene Ontology annotation, molecular function: metal ion binding. The record is from RefSeq and is a predicted model, not a curated record. NCBI's taxonomy places the organism in Eukaryota, Fungi, Basidiomycota, Agaricomycetes, Agaricales, Pleurotaceae. The transcript is spliced from 6 exons.